Desarmillaria tabescens is the source of this 231-nucleotide messenger RNA. RefSeq lists its product as uncharacterized. The transcript has 2 exons. NCBI's taxonomy places the organism in Eukaryota, Fungi, Basidiomycota, Agaricomycetes, Agaricales, Physalacriaceae. The record is from RefSeq and is a predicted model, not a curated record. The annotation marks the transcript as partial.
AUGUCCUAUGAAACAUUCAGUCUUGCUAUUUCCUUCCUGUUAUACAAAGCUUACACAGUUCUGAAGAUGGCGUUUGCGCUUGUUACCGCCUGCUCAGACCUAGCUGUCGCCAUACUUUCCGCCGUCAUAAGCUUCAAGGAUACCACUUACGAAUCGACGUUGAGUGGUGUCAAGAUAUGGAACUCUUCACGCUUGCCCGACGAGUCCGAGCUAUUGUGCGGCAGUUGCCCU